CUGUAAAUCCAGUACUUAUCACCCAUACCUCAACAGCACUUGCUUCGUAAUUAGUGACGAGUGUACUAUAGUGAGGUCCUACACUAGUGGUGUUUAUAUGCUUGUAUAAGCAUACGCCUCUUAGUAUAGUUGUAUAUAUACAGUGCAUUUUCUACGCCAUCGCACAAGUAGUCAUGCCGGCACUAGCUCAACCGGACGCGAGCAACAAGCGUAUCAAGCUGGAAUCAACACAAGAUGGCGAUUUUGUACGUGGACGUAAGGGCGAGAGUAAACCAAAACAAAGUAUACCCGAAGUGAAAAAAGAGGCGACAAGCUCUGUCGCACUCAAAUCCUUGUUUGGUCAGACAGAGCCCGUAGCAGUCAGUAAAGCCGGGAAAAAAAGCAGUGGCAAAGAUGCCAAGAGUAAAGAUGUAAAAGUCAAGAAACGCGACAAGCAUGAGAAGAAAGCUACGACUGUACAACAGCUGAGUAUCAAACGCCUGGAUGCGGGUACAGUGUGUAUGGGACAAAUUAAAUACGUAUCGGAUUACUUUGUGCUCGUUACACUGCCCAGUGGACUGUCUGGUAAGGUCAUGAUCACCGAUGUGUGUAGCGAACUCUCAGCAAAGGCUGCCGCAGAGGCGGAUGCCAGCGACAGUGAUGAGGAGGAUAGCGAUACUGAGAGUAUGCAGGAAGACAAAGAGAAAGAAUCCAACUUACCAGAGAUGCGCGACUUGUUUUCGCUGGGACAGAUGGUGGUAUGUGCGGUCAAACAGGUGGUUAAGAAUGUAGGCGGAGGUAAGAGAGAGAUCAAUCUGACUGUAGAUCCUGCGACACUUAACAGGGGAUUAAAACCAGAGAAUGUGCAGAACGGUGGCAUUCUAUCGGGAGUAGUGACGAGUAUUGAGGAUCAUGGAUAUCUGGUGUCUUUUGGUGUCGAUGGGCUCAAGGGAUUUAUGAAAAAGACCAGUGAUACAGAAUCUGUCAAGCUGUACGCACCCAGGAAAUUUUUUGUCGAGGACAUGAAUGCCGACGGACGCACUGCCACGGUUGUGCUGGACAGCUUACGCAUCAGUUCAGCCGUAGCACGCUCGAGUGGAAACUACACUUACAGCACACUAACCGCAGGAUUGCUGGUGAACGCGGUGGUGUCGGAGGUGCUGAACGACGGUCUUGCGCUUACUUUCCUUGGCUUUGAUGGAAGUGUUGACCUGUUCCAUCUCCGGGAGGUUGUGGACCCGAGUAUGCUGGAGCAGAAGUACCCGGUAAAGACAAAAGUGCGUGCGCGUAUUCUACACAUCAACCGAGCCACGAAGCGCAUCGGCUUAACUCUACGCCCGGAUUUGGUGGGCCUAAAAGCUACCGACUUUGCACCCGUAGAAGUUGGACAGAAAUUUGAUGGCCUCACAGUAAUUCGCAGUACAUCCAGUGGACUGUUGUUCAAGCUGCCUGAAGUUGCAGGGGGGCAUUACGCAUAUGCUCAUUGUACUCGUAUCAGCGAUGACAAAGACUUUGAACUGGCCGGGAAUAAGAAGUACAAGGUGGGCAGGACGAUCCCAUGUCGAGUUACCGGGUUUAACACAAUCGAUGGCGUUGUGAAUGUCUCCGCGCAACCGUCGGUAGUAGACCAGAAGUACUAUCGCUAUGAAGAUGUCAAGGCGGGUAUGAAGAUCGAGGGUACAGUUACCAACAUAUCGGAUUCCAGCAUGUACAUUCAGAUUUCCAAGCAAGUGCGUGGCGUCUGUCCUUCGUCGCACUUCGCUGAUUUCCAGCUGAAGAAUCCCAAGAAGAAAUUCCGCGAGGGUAUGACCAUCAAGUGCAAAGUCUUGUCGGUUGACUGCGCGAAGCAGCGCUUGGUGCUCACCCACAAGUCCACACUGGUCAAGUCGACUUUGCCAGCCAUCACGUGCUUUGAGGAUGUCACAUCUGGUCUGAAGACUGCUGGGUACAUUUGGUCAGUAAAGGAACAUGGCUGCCUAAUCAAGUUCUACAACAAUGUUGUUGGGAUUAUGCCGAACGCGGAACUCAGACGGGCUGGUGUCACAGACGACAUGGUACAGGGCAAGGCUAUCAAGGUGAUAGUAGUGCGUGUAGAUAGCGAGAAUAAGAAGUUCUACCUCGCCCUCGCACCAGCCAAUGAUGAGACCACUGAAAAUGUCGAUACAGAUGCACUCACAAAGGUGCAAACCGGACAGAUCGUAUCUGGUAGUAUUAUCGGUAAAACUAAGUUGGGGCUACAGGUGCGUAUCCACCCGUCGAAUGCGGUGGCGUUUUUACCCGCCACACAACUCACAGACCACCCCACGCAUGUUGAACGCUUGCACGAGCACUAUGCUAAUGUCAAGGGUGACUUGAGCAAGGUGUUGGUACUGCACAAGGAAGAAGCUACUGCUCACGCGCCCGUUAGAAUAACUCUAUCCAUCAAACCAUCGUUCUUGCGGUCGGUGAAAGUGGUAGAGUCUGACGACGACGAUGAGAGCGCGGCGAAAGCAGAGGUCAGCACGCUCCCAUCAUCAAUUGACCAAUUGAGUGUGGGCGCUUUGGUAUCCGGUUAUGUACGUAGUACCGCCAAUUACGGUGUAUUUGUGGGUUUUUUGGGUGAUUUGACCGGUCUUGCGGGCCUAAAGGAUGUGUCUGAUAAGUUUGUCUCUAAAACUGAGGAGCACUUCACAGUCGGCCAGUCCGUGAUAGCCAAGAUCACCAAGAUCGACACCAACGCAGGUCGGGUGAACGUGUCGCUCAAGAUGUCUGACUGUGCUACACCUAUGACUGAGUUAUCGCACCACAAGAACUACUUCACGGAAGAGACGCUCCUCACAAACGCCGCAUACAAGGCGAUGUCGUCAGAGGCUCUGGCCGUUUUGAAGGAAGAGAACAUUUCUGGAACUAUGAGCGGUACGGUGACGGCUGUGCGGCCUUUCGGUGUGAUUGUGGAUUUGGGUGGCGGACUUACGGGCUUUGUGACCACGGAACAGACCAAAGGUAUGAAGUCUGUGGUAGCUGGUAACGACGCUAUGGGUCGCCUGUUGGAUGUGGAUGCGGCAAAGAAGGUGGUGGAUCUAACACUCAGACCUGAAGCGCUUGCCAGCGACAACGGCAAGAAAUUGAGCAAGAAGGAGAUUGCGGCCUUCCACAAGGCCGUGGAGAAGCACGAAACGGUCGCGAUCAAUGUUGAGCUGGUUAAGGAGGACUACCUCGUAGUAACUAUCCCCAAGUACGACAGUAUGCUGGGCGUGGCGCUGGUGAAGGACUACAACGACACAUCGAAGCCUUUCAACAUAUACUCCAUCGGACAGAAGUUGAGUGCUGUUAUUAUAUCUCCUCCUGCGCCUGCGAGCACCGACAAGAAGGUGCCGUGUCUGCAACGUUGUAUCCUCCGCUUGAAUGUCAACAAGGAGAAGAGUGCCGCCGUCGCCGGCGCACACGAUACCGUGCAUGACAGUAAGCACCGGUUGGCUGAGAUGCGCGAGGGUAAUAUGGUAGAGGCCGUCGUCACGAAGCGUACCGGAGGUCAGCUCAAUGUAGAUAUCGGCGCACAUAUCAAGGGCCGUGUAUUCAUCACCGAUAUACUAGAUGAUAAGGAGGCUCUGGCCCUGGGUACUAACCCCACACAGCAAUACACCAAGGGUGAUGUGAUCAAAGCACGCGUGGUCGGCUUCCGUGACCAGAAGACCUACAAGACACUCGCAAUCACACAGAAGAAAACGAACAGAACACUUGUCGAACUAUCACUUCGCCCCAGUGUCGUGGGUGAUGGCAAGGACGUCGAGCCUAUGAAGAUGAAGUACACUCCAGUGCGCGCAGAGUCACUCUCGGCUGGAGAAUCGGUCGUGGGAUAUGUACACGAAGUUGUAGGCGAUCACGUGUGGGUGCGUUUGUCGUCGGAUGUCCGAGCGCGCAUCGGAGUACUGGACUGCUCCCGUGAUAUCAAUGUGCUCUCCAAGCUGACAAAGCACUUCAAAGACGGUAUGCCCGUGAGGUGUACCGUGACCCAUGUGAAUCUGGAGAAGGACGCCGUGGAUCUCACCAUGCUAGACAGCCCCACGGAGCAGGCCAAGCUAGAGAUAGGCACGGAGACGGUGGGCAUAUACAGACAGAUCCUUGCGAACCAGACCGCUGUGCGUGUGGAGAUCCCGGGCCACAAGUUUGGCCUGGUGCACGUCACCGAGAUGUCGGAUGAGUACGCUGAGGAUGCGUUUGCCGGUAUUAAGGAGGGCGCGAUUGUCAAGUGUGUCGUAGUGGGGCUUGAGGAGGAUGGCAGGCGUAUAAGCCUGUCUACGCGCAAGUCAGCCUUGGCCGGUGACCAUGUUGAGGCUAUCGAGGCCGUGGAUGUGCGUAUCGAGAAGGCCAGCGAUCUGGCCGAGGGACAGAUUGUUAGGGGUUACGUUAAGAGUAUAUCUGAGAACGGGUGCUUUGUGUGGCUCAACCGUGAGCUGUGUGCACGCGUCAAGAUCGCGAAUCUGUCGGACGAGUUUGUGCGUGACUGGAAGACUCUGUAUCCCCCAGGCAAGCGUGUGACAGGCAAAGUGCUGUCCGUUCAGGAAUCCCCGAUUGAACGCGUGGAGAUGUCGCUUAAAGCAACUGUCUUGGAUCCAUCUUUGGCCGCUGCUAAGAGUGCAUCUGCCGUCACUUUCGAAACGCUUGAGAAAGGCAUGACUGUUACUGGCACAGUGCGUGCCAUCGAGCGUUACGGCGUAUUCGUGAAGAUUGACGGCGGCGAGGCUACCCGUCUCUCUGGAUUGGCUCAUAUCUCCGAGUUGAGUGAUGUGUCUAUCUCAGAUGUUACGAAGGUGUUCAGCAUAGGUGACGCUGUGAAAGCUAAGGUUUUGAAGCUUGAUGCUAAGAAGAAGCAAAUGUCUUUGGGUCUCAAGGCGUCGUACUUUGCUGACGAGUCGGAUAGCGAGAGUGAUACGGACAUGGAAGACGCCUCCGACGAUGACAACGCCGCUGCGGCAAUCAGUGAUGCCGACGAAGACAUGGGUGAGGUUGUGCAAGACAGUGAUGCCGAAGUCAGCGAGAGUGAGGAAGAAAGCGAAGACGACAGUGAAGGUCAGGAGGAAGAGAAGCCCAAGAGCAAAGGUACCAAGAGAAGCGCCAAGGAGAUGACUCCGGAAGUUGAGGUGGACUCGGCCACUGCUCUGCCCGCCGUUGGGUUUGGAAUUGGUUUUGGAACGACUCUCGCGCAGACUGAGGUUGAGGAAGACACAGCGUUGCCCGAAGACGCCGACUCUUCAGAUGACGACAGCGACGCGGAGGAGACGGUCAAGAAAGGAGCGUCUAAGCGUCAGAAGAAGCGAGCUGCACGGGAUGAGGAAGAGCUUCUGCGCAAGAAGGAGGCCGCUCUACUGGAUCCCAAUGCGACACCCGAGAGUGCGAAUGACUUCGAGAGGCUUUUGAUGGGGUCGCCGAAUUCAUCGUAUCUGUGGAUCAAGUACAUGGCCAUGCAUAUUGGUCAGGCCGAGGUGGAUAAGGCGCGGGAAGUAUUUGAGCAGAGUAUUAAGACGAUCUCGUAUAGGGAGGAGAGAGAGAAGUUCAACAUGUGGAAGGCUUAUAUGAAUCUGGAAGCACAGUACGGGGUGGAUGAUAGGGCGCUACUCAAGGCGUUUGAGCGUGCAAACUUGUCCAACGAUCCUAAGAAGGUGCACUUGCACCUGGCUGAGAUCUACAGGACGCUGGAUGGCAAGAAGGACUUAUUGUUCACCAUGUACGAGACGAUGGUGAAGAAGUUCAGGGGCUCUAAGAAGAUGUGGAUUCUGUAUGGUCUAGACAAACUAAAGGAUGGCGAUGUAGAGGCAACCCGUGCUAUUCUUAAGCGUGCCUUGAAGGCGCUACCAAAGCGUAAACACAUUGCCACUAUCAUCAAAUUUGCACAGAUGGAGUUCAAAUUCGGAGAUCCAGAGAGGGGAAGAACCAUCUUUGAGGAGGUGCUAGCCAAUUACCCGAAACGUGUGGAUCUGUGGUCUGUAUAUAUCGAUAUGGAGUUGCGGGUAGCUGACGAAGCACAUAUACGCCACUUAUUUAACCGUAUAACCACUUUCAAUCUAUCUACCAAGAAGAUGAAGUUCUUUUUCAAACGGUAUUUGGAAUAUGAGCGCACGCACGGCACACCCAAGACGGUCGAUGCCGUUAAAGACAAGGCUCGAGCGUACGUUGAGUCCAAAAUGCAAGAAUAAUGUUUUUUAGGAAUAAAUUAUAUAUUUAGAAUCAAUGGCGCUGGCUGGUUGAGAG
Molecule: messenger RNA, 6207 nt
Organism: Sphaeroforma arctica JP610
Lineage: Eukaryota; Ichthyosporea; Ichthyophonida
Exons: 6
Coding region: 174-6152 (1992 amino acids)
Biological process (GO): rRNA processing
Cellular component (GO): nucleus; nucleolus; small-subunit processome
Molecular function (GO): protein binding; RNA binding
Source: RefSeq, a predicted model, not a curated record